AAAUAAGGUGACUAAUAUAAAGAUCAAAUAUUGAUGGAGUGACAUGGUUUUUGUCCCGGAAGCCCCGUAAUCGUGCCGCCCAUGCCGACCGCAACGGUGUUAAAUAACAUGCAUUGAGGUAAAGAAACGUAAUUGGCAGAAAAUGCGCGUUAACGAGUAAUUGACACAUGACGGAGUUCCAAUCGUGGGACGUCACAGGGCCUCCUGUUACGCGAAAACACGAUCCGAGUUAGCGCCUGUCCCAAUAACAUAAACAUUCGAUCUAUUUAGGAGAGAUUCCUUUUCUAAAAAUAGUCGACUGUGUAUACUUAUGCCAAACCACAUUAAACAGAAGAAAAACGAGCCACGCACACUGGGAUGUCUUACCUCCGCAUGAUUCUCGUUGAAGUUGUUUUGCCCCUUGCCGGAUGAUUCGAUGUUCAUGAUCCUUGCGUCCUGCAACAUCGACAAACUUGAUUGUUGCGCCGAGGAGACACUAACCUAAUUGUCGACAAUUUGCUGCGGUGGACAACACCGGAUACAGACCAUGUCGAUGGGACGGUUUGCCGUUGACGACGUUUCGACGACGACGGUUCGCGAUCAAGACACUAAAUUAAGAAAACAUUCACAGCCACGGCGUCAGACUUUUCAUCACGUUUACCGACACUCAAGGCGCCGUCAGUUUCUAACGUUCACGUUUCGGUCAAAUGACUAGUAAGUGGACACUCUGCUGACUUUCUGAUCGACGAAGAAAACCAAACAACAGCUAAAAAGUCAUUAAAAUUAAAGGAAAUGCACUAGGGUUAAAAGACACACGGAGGACUGCAUCAACGACAACGACACCCACGACAUCUACUGGCUACGAACGAUUACCGAAUGCCGACGAUCGGGCUGCUCAUUGGACACGGAAGGUCACGUGGGCCGAGUUUAAGUCAUCUUCAAUCGAAUAAAUUUUAAUUGUUCCAAUUUCAUUUUUUAAACAGUAUUAUCUAUUACUUUUUUACAAUUACAAGGUUCGGAUAGAAAACAUGACAAAAAUCAUACCAAUGAUAAUGUUAAACUGUAAAUUUACAAGUUUAAAAAUAGCAUGGGCGUCGCGCAGUAAGGGCUGCAAGGGACUAAGUGUCCUUGAAAUCUAUUGCACUGAUGCCAAAUGGUAAUCUUACAAAAAAUAUCUUUUGGCGUUUUUCAAAUUUAUUAACUUUACUUGUUUAUUUUUGCACGGUUACGGUCGUUAUGGCAAUCAGAUAAACAAGCUACCUACCUAAGUCUGACACUUCUGCCUGACAAAAUUGAAAAUGUCCAAACCGACCACAAUAAAAGAAGCGAUAAAAAAAUGGGAAGAAAAACAUCCUGGAAAAAAUAUUGCUGAUGCUGAAGAAGUUGGGUUUCAGUUCCAGUGGCCACCGAUUGAAAAAAUGGACAAUUCAUUAUCUGCCCUCACAAAAUGCAGAAAAUUAAGUUUAUCAACCAACAUGAUUGAGAAAAUUGCUGGAAUCAGUUCAUUGAAAAAUUUACGGAUUUUAUCACUUGGUAGAAAUUACAUAAAGUCGUUUGCAGGGCUGGAAGGUGUAGGGGAUACUUUGGAAGAACUGUGGAUUUCUUAUAAUUUUAUUGAAAAAAUGAAAGGAGUACAUGUUUUAAAAAAACUGAAGGUUUUAUACAUGAGUAAUAAUAUGGUCAAGGAAUGGAGUGAGUUUAUGAAAUUGCAAGAACUGCCAAGUUUGGAAGACUUGCUUUUUGUUGGAAAUCCACUAUAUGAAAGUAUGGAAGAGUCAAUAUGGAAACUUGAAGCAAUCAAACGGCUACCAAAUUUGAAAAAACUUGACGGAGAACCUGUAGUAAGGGAUGAAGGAGAUUAAUUUAUAUAAAUCGUAUUUUAUUAUUUAAAAAUAUACAUACAUAAGAUAAACUAUUUACAUCCUAA
Tribolium madens (black flour beetle) is the source of this 1906-nucleotide messenger RNA. RefSeq names its product dynein axonemal light chain 1 (gene ODA-Dnal1). The record is from RefSeq and is a predicted model, not a curated record. Gene Ontology annotation, molecular function: protein kinase binding. Lineage: Eukaryota; Metazoa; Arthropoda; Insecta; Coleoptera; Tenebrionidae. Gene Ontology annotation, cellular component: cytoplasm. The transcript has 5 exons. The coding region runs from base 1278 to 1841 and encodes 187 amino acids.